Molecule: messenger RNA, 1773 nt
Organism: Psylliodes chrysocephalus
Lineage: Eukaryota; Metazoa; Arthropoda; Insecta; Coleoptera; Chrysomelidae
Source: the annotation of a GenBank genome assembly
UCUUUAAUCUAAAUUCUAGUGGAUACUCAAAGAUUUUGGUUACUCUGGCAACGUUCCAAUUGCGUUUGUCACGUGAUGCAUUGAUUCUAUUUUUAUGUCAAGUUUGUCCUUCAACUGGACACUUUUUUGGUGAUUUUCUUUGGGAAUUCUCGUCGCUGUGGGUUGAAAAUAAAAUAAUCCAAAAUGGUGAAAAUGGGAAUAAACGGUUUCGGCCGUAUUGGUCGUUUGGUUCUCCGAGCCGCUCUGUCAAAAGGUGUCGAAGUAGUCUCAGUGAAUGACCCUUUCCUGGAUGUUGAUUACAUGGUCUACCUCUUCAAGUUUGACUCUACCCACGGUCGUUACAAAGGUUGUGUCAGCAGUGAUGGAAAGAACCUGGUUAUCAAUGGAAACAAAAUUAAGGUUCACAACGAACGGGACCCCACUAAAAUUCCAUGGGGUGAAGAUGGUGCAACCUAUGUAGUAGAAUCAACUGGAGUAUUCACCACCAUUGACAAGGCUAAACUCCAUUUAUCUGGUGGUGCCAAAAAAGUUAUCAUCUCUGCUCCAUCUGCUGAUGCACCAAUGUAUGUCUGUGGUGUCAACCUAGAUGCCUACAAUCCUGCAGACCCAGUUAUUUCCAAUGCUUCCUGCACCACCAAUUGUUUGGCUCCUCUCGCCAAGGUCGUCCAUGACAAUUUCGAAAUUGUUGAAGCUCUUAUGACCACUGUACAUGCUACGACAGCUACCCAAAAAACUGUAGAUGGUCCCUCCGGAAAGUUGUGGCGUGAUGGUCGUGGUGCUGGACAAAACAUCAUUCCAGCUGCAACUGGAGCUGCUAAGGCUGUAGGAAAAGUUAUCCCAAGCCUUAACGGAAAACUCACUGGUAUGGCUUUCCGUGUACCAGUAGCCAACGUUUCUGUCGUCGACCUGACUGUCCGUUUGGCUAAACCCGCAUCUUAUGACCAAAUUAAGGCUAAGAUCAAGGAAGCAUCUGAAGGCGCCCUUAAAGGUAUUUUGGGAUACACCGAGGAAGAAGUUGUGUCUUCCGAUUUCAUCUCUGAUGAUCACUCCUCCGUCUUUGAUGCUGCCGCUGGUAUCCAGCUGAAUGACAAGUUCGUCAAACUCAUCGCCUGGUACGACAAUGAGUUUGGUUAUUCCAACAGAGUCGUCGACCUCAUCAUGUACAUUUCCACCAAAGAUUCUUAAAUUUCUACUCAUUAGUCGAUGUAUUGUCGUUAAAAUAUUCAGGUCUUUGAAAUUAUCCUCAAAUAUAAAUUCAUAAUGUCUUUAAUGAUUUUAUAAAUUAUAUUUGGGAGUAGAUUUCCUCUAACUUACAAAAACAAGGAGAACAAUAAAAUAUAAUUUUAUUACUGAAUUAUAAAGAGGGCUAAAUAGUAGUCUGUUGUCAAAAAUGUUGAAUGUAUCUUUAUUUCUUGUGCAAAAUUUUUAUUUAUCUUUAGGAAUAUACAUGUUUAAAAAAAAUGGUUUCGUUUGUCAUCUAUAUUUUCCUACUUUCCACAGUCCUUUCCUUUUUAAACAGGUCUCCCUAACAAACAAUUGGUGUCACUUAGGUAAAAAACAUGUGUAAUAGAACUACAUUGUCACAAUUUCGAUUUUAGAUUUUGUUACUGCUAUCUGUUUCUAAGUCUUAUCAUUACGAACAUUUGGGAAUGAGAAUUUGUCAAUUAUGAAAAGUAUGUAAAUUUAAAUAAUUGAUAAAAAGUAAAGUUUGUAAACCAUGAUUGUUUUUUUGAAAACCAACAAACAAAAGUCAUAAACUUUUUGAAAUUUCAG